UUUCUUUCAUUUUUUUUUCCAUUUUUUUUUUCUUCAAAAAACAUAAAUUCACUUACAUUAUGACUAUACACUAUGACCUUGUUCAAUACCCAACAUCUGACACAAUAAAAAUAGUGACCCAUUUACUUGAGCGCAUUACAAAGACAAACGAUCGACUGCAACAAAAAACUUCACGGCACACCUCACGUUAUGCUUGUUUCUACGCACGAGCCAUACCAAGCAUUGAUAUUCAAUCGUAUCUUGGACGCAUACUAAAGUAUUGUCCUUGCUCCAACGAAUGCUUCCUUAGUCUUUUGGUUUAUUUUGAUCGCAUGUCUCGCAACUCGUCUGGUUUAAGAAUCGACUCCUAUAAUAUCCACCGUCUUGUCAUCACUGGUAUUAUGGUUGCAAGUAAAUUCUUCUCAGACAUCUUUUACACUAAUGCAAGAUAUGCCAAGGUUGGUGGAUUGCCUGUAUCAGAACUGAAUGCACUUGAAUUACAAUUUUUGAAAUUGAAUAAUUUUAAAUUAAACGUUCAAGUGGAAGAACUUCAGCAAUACGGAGAUCAAUUACUAUGGCACUGGAUUCGAGAGAACCAGAAGUCAGCAAUGUAUCGUCCUGUUGUAGAAUAUAAAAACGAAGACUACAAGCCUGCAAUUUCUUACAAGUCUGAUAAUGGCAACAAUACACUCAACUCAAAAAUACGCUCUUGCUCAAGCCAUCUUUUGCUUGCUACUGAAAAACCCGUUUCAGAAAAGUAUGAUUCAAUUACUCGCUGUUAAUAAUUCUCUUUUUGUAUAUAUGAUACCUUUUCUUUUUUGUCACUUUUUCUAUUUUUGUAUGGAUAUGGAUAUGUAGUAAAUAUACAAGCAAACCCCAAUAUAUAUACGCACUAAUUACAUAUACACAUAUACAUAUAUAUACGUACAUACAUACAUCUAUAUUUAUCUCUUUUUUUUUUUGCAAACAUUACAUAAGUACAACUUUUUUUUCUUGAUUAUUAUUAUUAUUUUAUACGUUUAUAAAUAUAAAUCUUAUGUAAUUCUAUUAAAUAAAAUUUGUUUUUUUUUCUCACCUA
Messenger RNA from Gilbertella persicaria, 1057 nucleotides. RefSeq names its product cyclin-domain-containing protein. Gene Ontology annotation, cellular component: cyclin-dependent protein kinase holoenzyme complex; nucleus. The record is from RefSeq and is a predicted model, not a curated record. Gene Ontology annotation, biological process: regulation of cyclin-dependent protein serine/threonine kinase activity. Lineage: Eukaryota; Fungi; Mucoromycota; Mucoromycetes; Mucorales; Choanephoraceae. The transcript has 2 exons. Bases 60 to 761 code for a protein of 233 amino acids. Gene Ontology annotation, molecular function: cyclin-dependent protein serine/threonine kinase regulator activity; protein kinase binding.